This is a messenger RNA of Diabrotica balteata, 10326 nucleotides long. NCBI's taxonomy places the organism in Eukaryota, Metazoa, Arthropoda, Insecta, Coleoptera, Chrysomelidae. The record is from the annotation of a GenBank genome assembly.
UUUUAACAUUGAUACUCCAAAUAUAACCAGCCUCAAAUCUAACACUAUAAACUUUGAUAAUUAUGUUUUUUUAUAGCGCUAUUGUAUUCUGUCGGUGUUACAUAAACUUUUCUUUUAAGGAAAAUUGCCAGCGGAAUUUUGUUAACGGAAUUUUUGUUUUGUUCUGGAAAUUCAUCAGGUGAAUUCAAUGAAUAGUUGAUGAUACAAAAUGGACCAUUGUGAGCAGAAGAAAAGGAAGCGGAAUCCAAGGGAGACUGCCAAUGUUUUUUCUUUACUCAGCUUUGCAUACACAGUAAGUUUGUUCAAAAAAGCUUACAAAAACAACGAUCUCGAAGAAGACGACCUCUACGAAGUCCUCAAAGCUUGUAGCUCGGCCAAAUGUGGAGACAAAUUGGAGAGACAAUGGAUAAUCGAAAACAAAGCAAAGAAAGAAAAGAACCCAUCAAUAUAUCGACUCAUGUGGGCCAGGUUUGGGAAGAGAUAUAUAAUGAUAGGGAGUAUACAUUUAUGUUGGAAAAUUUUUAACAGCGUUGUUGACCCAUGGGCACUUAGUAAAUUAGUGUCAUUCUUUAAGCCUGGCCAAACGACAAUUACAAAGAAUGAAGCCUAUUACUAUGCAGCGUUAGUCUUAAUCUUACAUCUAGUUUAUACCAUCUACAUUCACAACUACGUAAUCUGGGUCCAACAACUUGGCGUUGAAGUGAAGACUGCGUUUUCGUCGUUACUGUAUAGAAAGGCUCUUAAGUUAACACCUUCAUCUGUAUCAGAAAUAACGCUAGGAAAUAUAGUGACUCUGAUUACCAAGGAUGUAUAUUCAUUCCAACAAUCUGUGUGGAUUGUGAACGAUUUGUGGAUCGCUAUAGUCCAAACAUGUGUAAUUUGUUUCCUGUUGUAUGCCAAAAUAGGUGUGAUAUCCUUCGUGGGAAUCGGGGUUAUAUUGAGCGUUCUGCCACUUCAAAUUCUUCUUGGAAGAUAUGUAAGCAAACUCAGAUUAUCUGCUGAAAAGAAGACUGAUCAACGAUUACAGACCAUUCAAGAAACUUUAUCAAGCAUUAGGAUCAUAAAAAUGUAUAAAUGGGAAGAGUAUUUUAGAGAGAAAAUUAAUCAGUCCAGAUUAGCAGAAAUAAACCGCAUGCUCCUGGCCUUUUACUUGAAAAUUGUUAUCGUCAUCCUAGGCAUUCUUUUCUCCAAAGUGGGAUUUUAUGUUUUGAUAAUAUCUUGUAUAUGGAUGGGCUAUCCUAUCGAGGCGGAAUUGGUUUUUUACUUACUAUCAAUAUUCAAGGACCUAAAACAUUCGUUGGGUGUUAUUAUACCUUACGGAAUUGGAAGAGGAGCUGAAUUAUAUUCAGCUAUUAUACGGAUCAAUAAAGUUAUUAAAGGUGAAGAGCUACCUCCAAAAAUAGGAUCCGAUGCCCCAACUGCUAGCCCUGUAAUAGAAGUUAAAGAUGCAACGGUCCAUAUUAAAGAUAAAUGCAUCUUAAAAGAUAUUACGUUAAGUAUAAACUCUAGUAGUUUGUUAUUAGUCACAGGUAAAGUGGGAUCGGGUAAAAGCUCGUUGCUAAAAAUGCUUUUACAAGAUUAUCCAGUGACAGACGGACAUCUGUUAACAUUUGGAAGAAUAUCAUACGCAUCACAGGAUCCUUGGCUGUUCCCAUCUUCUAUUAAGCAGAAUAUUUUAUUUGGAGAAAAGUAUAAUGAGACAAGGUAUAAAGAGGUAAUAAAAGUAUGUGCGUUGGAAUACGAUUUAAGUUUAUUUGAAAAAGGAGACGAAACGAUUGUGACCGAUAAAGGAUUAAAUUUAAGUAAAGGACAGCAGGCUAGAGUGAACUUGGCAAGAGCUAUAUACAAAGAAAGCGAAAUAUACUUACUGGAUGACUCUCUAACAGCUCUCGAUGCUCAUGUACAAGAUUACAUUUUUAACGAAUGUGUCAAAUCAUAUCUGAAAGACAAAAUCUGCAUUCUAGUAUCUCAAACAGCUAACCAUAUUCAGGAAGCUGAUGUCGUUAUAAUAAUGAAUGAAGGUCUGAUAAAAUAUAAUGGCAAGCCGACAGAAAAAGUCAUCAAACAAAUAGAAGAAAUAGUAGUUGAAGACGACGACUUAGAAAAAGAAGUACUAGAAGAAAAUGAACCUAAGAUGAACGGAGAUGCCAAACAGAAACAACUUUUUGAGACAGAGCAGAAUAGUGUAAAGUCAAAUGUUUAUAGUGAAGUUAAUAAAAAGGGAGAAGUAGAUUUUGAUGUUUACAAGAAAUAUUUUAAAUUUGGUGGUGGAUUUUUGUUGAUCACUCUUAAUGUGGUUUUGUUUGGAUUGACGCAAGGAACAGAGAGUUACUCAGAUAAAUUGUUAACAAGAUGGGUGGACGAAAAACAAGUCGUUCUGGACAUUCAAAAAAACAUAACUCAACUAAACCUCGCAUCAUCACAACAAACACAAGAAUUGGCUGAAGCAGAGGCAACUGAGAAAUUUACCAUAAGACUUUAUUCUAUAAUGAUAUUAGCUACAACACUUUUAGGUUUACUAAAGUCUUAUACAAUUUUCGAUUUUUGUAGAAGGGCAUCUAUCAACAUACAUAAGGCAAUGGUAACUUGUAUUACUUAUGCUGUUAUGGUGUUUUUUGACACUCAUUUUAUUGGGAAUGUGCUCAAUAGAUUUUCACAGGAUAUGACAAAUAUUGAUGAGCAUAUACUGAACAUAUUUAGUGAAUGUAUAAGGGUAACUUUCGCUGUAGCUGGAAUUGUACUGUUAAUCACCUUUGUAAAUCCCUAUUUUCUCAUUUUUGCUUUGGUGUUUUUCUCGUCAUUGAUUUUCAUCCGGAAAUUAUAUUUACCAGCUGGAAGGAGUUUGAAAAGAUUGGAGGCUGCAACACGAAGCCCAAUGAUUGGACAUCUAAACGCCUCAUUGGAGGGCCUUACUACCAUACGAGCUUAUAAAGCACAGGGAAUUCUCACUAGAGAAUAUGAUAGACAUCAAGAUGUAUUCACAUCUGCUCAUUAUACUGCAUUAUGUUCCAUGAGAGCUUUUGGAUUUAUCAUGGAUUUCCUUUGCUCCAUAUUUAUCAUACUAGUUGUAUUUACUUUCAUAUUUUUUGACACAGGUACCAGUGCAGGAAAUGUUGGUCUUACUCUUACUCAAAUCUUCAUGUUAGCAGGUUUAGUACAAUGGGGUGUACGCACGUGGGCUGACCUAGAAAACUUAAUGACAUCAGUUGAAAGACUUUUAGAAUACACAGAAAUACCUUCGGAACCAAAAGAAGGUUCCGAAGUUGAAAAGUGGCCUAAACAAGGGGCAAUAGUGUACGAAAAUGUGUCGUUGACAUAUAAUAAUUCAGAAACUGUAUUGAAAAACUUAAAUUUCAAAGUAGAACCAAAUGAAAAAAUUGGCAUAUGUGGUAGGACUGGAGCUGGUAAAUCAUCAAUUAUUUCAACGAUAUUUAGGCUUUAUGAACCAGAAGGAAAAAUACUAAUAGACGGCGUGAACAUUCAAACAUUAAGCCUGACCUUCUUAAGAAAAAAACUAGCCAUUAUUCCACAAGAUCCAGUUCUAUUUACAGGAACCGUUCGUUCCAAUCUAGAUCCCAUGGAUGAGUUUAAAGACGAAGAGCUGUGGAAGGUUAUAGAGGAAGUAAACAUGAAAGAACUAGUUCCUAGUUUAGGCGUAAAGAUAACUAACAGUGGUGGUUCUAAUUUCAGUUCUGGUGAAAAACAGUUAAUUUGUUUAGCGAGAGCUAUCUUAAGAAAAACUAAAAUUAUAGUUUUAGACGAAGCCACUGCGAACAUGGAUCAUGAAACUGAUAUUUUGCUACAUAAUACGAUAAAGAAAAAUUUCACGGGUUGCACUUUGCUGACGAUUGCUCACAGGCUGCAUAGUAUUCUAGAAUGUGAUAAAGUGAUGGUUUUAGAUAAAGGACAAAUCAAAGAGUUCGACACACCUAUGAAUCUGUUGACAAACGCGGCGGGUAUCUUCUAUAAGAUGGUCGAACAAGCUGGACUGUUAAAUCAUUUAAAAACUGAAUAGUUUUAUAUUCAAUUUAAAAAGACAAUGAGAAAAUACACGAAUAGCCCAAAGAAAACACGCACAAUUAAAUUUUUUAAUUACUUGCAUUUGUUCCAGACUAAAUAUCGAACCUUUCCAUGCAUUUCCAAUUAUAACAGAGAGUAUUUCUAACUUAACAUAACAUCAGCUAAAUAUUUCAACUUUUGUCGAUACUUAUUUUAAUUUGGUAACUAAUUUAGCCAAGAAAAAGUUUAUAAUGGAAUCGUCAAGAAAGAGCAAGGAAUAUUAUACAAUGACCAAUAAAAAUUUUACAAUAAAAUAAACCAAUGAAGUGGAUUUACUGUACGUCGGCGUUGUCUAAACCGUGUAAAACAUGCAAACGUUUUUACAUACUGUACUUUAAUAGUAAUUUCGAUGCUCGGAGCAAAAAAUGAUAAAUGAUUGCUCGAGAAUGAUAGUUACAAUACUGUAAUUACCAGGAAGCAAUAAUUUCACUUUUUGUUCAAAAUAUACACAUUAUUUAUACAAUCACUUAAUAACAUGAAACUAUAUCUAAUUUAAGUUGUAUAUAACUAUUUAUAAUACAUAAAUAGAGCUUAAGACGAAAAUAGAAUAUGCAUGCAUGAAAAAGUAAGUUAAAAUGCGAAGCAAAAAAUAUUCUGACAAUUUAUUAGACAAAAUUCUUCUUCUUCUAGUUCCUAUCCGUUUCGGAUGUUGGAAAUCAUAUUGGCAAUCAUAACCUUGCUCGCUGCGGCUCGAAACAGCUCCGUUGAGGUUUUCUUAAACCAUGUUCUUAAAUUCCGCAGCCAUGAUAUUCUCCUUCUACCGCGUCCUCGCUUACCUUUGACUUUACCUUGCAAUAUAGACUGUAGCAGGGAGUAACGGUGCUGAUUUCUCAUAGCGUGUCUCAGAUAUUGCAAUUUUAUGCGUUUGAUCGUAAACACAAUCUCUGGUUCCUUCUUCAUUUUUCCUAGAACUUUCUUGUUCGUGAUCCUUGCUGUCCAUGAUAUUCUCAGCAUUCUUCUAUAAAGCCACAUCUCAAAUGCUUCAAGUUUUUUAAUAGUGGCGUCUGUAAGCGUCCAUGCCUCCGCCCCGUACAACAACACAGAGAAAACAUAGCAUCUCAAAUGUCUCAUUUUUGUAUCAAGGGAUAUGUUGUGACUUUUGAAGAUGGCGCUCAUUUUGUUAAAGACCGUUCUUGCCUUUCCUAUGCGGCACUUUAUUUCCUGUAAAUUGCUCCACUGUUCGUUAAUAAUAGUUUCCAGGUAACAAUACUGUUUUACUCGCUCUAUCUGCGUCCCAUUAAUGUAUAUAUGAGCCCCAUUUAUAUUCUCCUUGCUGAUAAUCAUUUGUUUCGUUUUGUGGGUAUUAAUGUUUAGUCCGUACUGUUGACUGUACUCGUUUAUUCUGUCCAUUAGCCUCUGAAGUCCCUCUAAACUAUCUGCUAUCACCAUGGUGUCGUCGGCAUAUCUAACAUUGUUUACUCUUUCACCAUUUAGAAGGAUGCCUUCGUCUAUUCCGUAAAGAGCCUCGUUAAAAAUUUUUUCUGAGUACAUAUUAAAUAUCAACGGCGAUAGGAUACAUCCCUGUCUAACUCCACGUAAUAUUUUUAUGUGAUCUGUUUCUUCUCCGUUAAUUUUCGAGUAUGCGGUCUGAUUCCAGUAGAGUUCUGAAAUUAUUCUGAGGUCUUUGUCAUCCAGGUCUGCCUGUUUUAAAAUGUUUAUCAUCUUUUGAUGUUGAACUCUGUCAAAUGCCUUUUCGUAGUCGAUCAAGCACGCGUAUACGUCGCAGUUAACGUCCCUGCAUCUUUAAAUCAGUACCUGUACUCCAAAAAGUGCCUCUCUGGUACCCACUGCGUUAAUGAAGCCGAACUGUCUGUCCGAUAUUUGUUCCCCGCACUUCUUAUAAAUUCUUCCAUGGAUGACUCUAAGAAACAGUUUCAACAUGUGGCUCAUUAGGCUGAUUGGUCGAUAUUCUUCGCACUUUUUAGCCCCCUGUUUUUUAGGUAUCGCUAUGAAUUCCAAAUUAUUCCUUCUUCCUCCAAGAGUUUUAAAAAUUCAGCUUCGAUAUUAUCAGGCCCUACAGCUUUCCUGCUUUUCAUCCGUUUUAUUGCUUCUUCUACCUCGGAUUUAAGUAUGUCCGGGCCCGUGAUCCUCUCUGAAAAUGGAUGCCUAUAAUCCGUUCUUUGGUCUGGAAAAAGUGUCUCCAAAUAUAUUCUCCAUCUGUCUUUCAUCUCUUGGGUAUCAAUGAAUAAUUUUCCAUUGGUGUCUAUGAGUUUCAUUUGUAUUCGCUACAGUACUGUUAGACAAAAUAGUUGAUAUGAAAUAAAAUCAGUUGAGCUAACAGAGUCACUUCUCAGGUUUCCACUAAUUCCUCGGCAUGUUCUCUGAGGUUGGAGCUGCGGACAAUCGACUAUCAGAUGCUUCACGGUGAGUUGAGUAGAGCAGUAGAUACAAAUCGAAUCUGGGUUUUUAUUUAGAAGGUGUUGGUGUGUUAGUAUUGUGUGGCCGAUUUAAAGACGAUUUACGAUUACUUGAUCUCUUCUUUUUCCUUGUUGUGGUAGGCUGGCGUCUACUCGUGGCUUUAUUGUUUUCAACUUAAGAGUCUGUUGCAUCCCAGGUUGCUUGCCAUAAAUUUAUUAUAUGAUUCAUGGACUGUCGUUUAUGGUCGGUGUGGUAAUAUUUAGUAAUGUCUGGAACAUUUUCAUUUCUAAUGGAUUUUAAUGCCAAUUGAUCACCUUCCUCGUUGCCUUUAAUGCCAAAGGUAUUAAGCUUAAAUAUAUCCUUUUUAUUUAUAUGGUGUAGUGCAUUAAGUUCAUUUUUUAUAUUUUGUGUAAUAGGAUCGCUAGAGUAAAGUUGAUUAAUGCCAUGAAUUGCGCUGUGUGAAUCUGUGAUGAUUAAAAUAUUAUUUUCAGACGUUGAAGAGGAGUUUUUGAUAGCUUCUAAUAUUGUUGUGGUAUCCCCGGUGUAAAUGCUGCAGUGCUGUGGAAUUCUAAUGGCAUAUUUGUACCUAAUUGUUAUUUGUGAAGGCUGCGGCAUUUCCAUUUUCAGUGUUUGAUGCAUCCGUGUAUAUUAUGUGGUGAUUUGGAUACUUCUCCAUAAUUUCUUUGAAUGCAUUAAUGAUAAGGUUAGGAUUUGUGGUAUUUUUUGGGUAGUGUCGAAGUUAAAUCGGUGAUACACAGUAUAUUAUAAUCUUGUUUAAAGUAUAAAAGGUUCUAAAAUCUAAUCAAAAGAACAUCUCUUUAAAUUUUUUAGUAACUUCAAAUGAUUAUGUUUACUUUUAAGGCUCUUUUAUCAUUGUUUGCAGUAAAUAGUUAACUUUGGCAAACUUUUUAGCAUUUAGUUCUGUUUGACUUGAGAAUUAUAAAUAAAUCGUUCUUUUUGUUUGUAAUCAGGUUUAUUAAAACCUACAUAACACAAUUGAACUAACAAUAACUACGAAUAAAAUAAAAAAAAAUAGUAGCAAUAUUUAGGUCGCAUUGUUCAUCUAAUUUUCCUCUUCAGUGAUAUUGUCGUUCUCUUCUUCCAUGUCAUCUUCCAAUUCACUUUGUUGAAGUUUAUUGUAAAAUUGAUGGUGGCAUGGUGAUACGAAUUACAAAAGUGAUCUAAUAUCAUUAAGAUUUUCUUGACUUAAUUUUCGUCCUUCAGAGUAAAGAAUUCUUACGUUUACAGAAGCUAGAUUUACAGGUUGGUCUUUCAAUCUCUUAUUUAGAUUUACUGAAUAAAAUUGUCUUUCUUUGUUGUAUGUGUAUUUAAAUUCCAUAACUCGUAGAUUGGCUUGAGUAAAUUUCAUUUGUUUUAUUUUUAACCAUUCUACUUUUUGUUAAUCUGAGUCUUUUUUGCGAUUUACUAGAUUUUGUUUUAAUGCAUCCAUACACUUGAAAUCCUCUUUUUUCUUGCGUACUACUUUAAAUAUGUUUUUUUUAACUUUUGGGUUUAAAAUUAUGUUAUGCCAUUGUGUAGGCACAUAAAUUUCAGGAUGAUAUUUUAACUUUUUUUCUAUAUCACCAAAAUCGCUAUCGUUUUAAAGAUAUGAAUGUUUUGGCACAGAAAACCUAUGAACUACUUCUUUUAGGUUUAAAUUAGGUCACUGCAAUAUGUACAUCCAUAAAGCGAGUCGGACCAAGCAAUCAAUAUGUCCUUAUGGGUAUUUAUGAAUUUUAAAAUACAUGAUCCCAUUUCCUGGGAACCCCGUGAGGCUGUGGUCACAUCCCAAACAUACAUUAUCCCGACAUCAUUUUCAAAAAAAUGCUGCCAAAAUGCUACAAGAUUGUAGCAUGAAAGAUGCCUCUUACAUAGAAGAAGCAUUACUUUUUAAAGAUCAAAACUAAUUACUGUAGCUUUCCUUUCUUUACUAAUCUUUACGUCUUCAUUUAGUUCUGAGCGGGCUAGUUUAGUUUCUUAGCCUUUAACAUUGCUUCAAUUUUGAUUAACCCAGCUGCCUUUAUUUUAAUGUUUAACCUGUCACAUGAUUGACAGGUAUCUUUUAGUGAAGGUUUAAUACUAAGAUUAAAAUCACGUCUGAACACUUUUUCAUAAAGCGAUUGGCUUGGAGUUUUGUCGACAUUUUUCUCUCUUAAACUAUCAACAGUGACAGUCUGGACAUUAGUGACGAAUUUUAAUUACAAUUAGUUAUGAGUCACUUUUUUCCCUCUAAGAUCACUUAAAUUUCCACUUAUUUCUUAAGCAAAACGAGACGUACUCUACUACUAUCGAUUUUCAAUAUUCCCAUAAACAUUUUUGUGCAUACUUAUCUUCGUUUUCAGAAGGAAUAUAGAAUUCAAGAUUUCUUUUUUUUUAAAUAACAAUGUUUUUGCGACGUCUUAUUAUCGUUCCAAAUUUUAUACCAUCACUUAUUAUGCUUGUUUGAGUUUCCCAAGACUGUGACUCGUUAUAAAAUAAAUUAAAAACUUUCUUUUUGCUGUGCUUUGCAAUUGCAGGAAUAGUCAUUAAAAGAUUUAGAGUAUAUGACAGUACCUGAAGAAUUUUAAAUAUUAUGUGAUUUUAAUUUUUUUACAAUUCCAAUACAAAAAUGUUGGGAUAUAUUGCUUCAUUCUAAUAUAGAUAGGUAAAAACCAUGUUCGUGGGUUGGUACAAUUGCUAAUAUUUCACUAGCGCUCCCAGCGAACACUGAAUACAUUUUCACAUGAUUCACUUUGGUAAAAGAAACAUUCCAAAACAUAACCAUACUUUUAUAAUGAAGUUUUAUGUUAAUAAAUAUUAUUAUCUUACCUGAUUCUGUAAUAUUCGAAUCAGAACUUGGAUGGUAAUUAUCUGAAGAACAACUACUAAAAUCAGCGAGUUCAUCGUCACAAGAAUUUCUAUCAGCAAUGUUAUGACAAUGUGAACUAUGUGCACAGGACCCAUCUUGGACUGGAUAACGGUCCACUGUGGCAUAUGACAACCAGUACUAUUAUCCUUGUGCUAGCAAAAUCUAUUAGUUUCCAGCUAAUGUUUUGUUUUAUUUACAUAGUUCAUUUUGGCAUAAGUUUAGAACAAAAGUGUGCCUCAUAAUGGCAACGAAAAAGUAAAAACGAAGAAAAUGUACAUAGUUCACUCUGGCAUGAGACCAUCCAUAUACAAAGUAGACCGAUUGAUGAACAAACCGAGAAGGGGAAUCUACAAUUUGCAUGUCACAACUAUUUGUACUCAUAGUUGGAUCGACAGAUAGCAGAAUUUCAAAGUGAUAAUAAAACUAGAUUAAAAACAGAUUUUCUAAAAUAUUUCUUUAAAAAUGAAAUGACUAUUACAAAUAAUAUGAUCACAUUGGACGAUGAAAUUGUUGUGAAAUGUAAUAUUUUUCAAAACAUAUUUAGGUUCGGUAUUAUAAAGCAAUGGGACAAUAGAUAUAUUUGCAUUCAAUAGAGUUCAUCAUAAUCAUUAAUCCUGGAGCUUAAAACCGUACUGGGUUUUGGUAUUUUCCACAAUUUGUCCACAUCUUCUCCUUCCCAGAACUCACCACCAAGUGACUUGCAUCACUCUCAAAUCUACUGCGUCCAGCAGCUAUUGUCGCCCUUCAUCUAAUAGAGGAGUAUACUACUUGGGAAGAUUGGUGAAAGAAGAACGGACCUUGCAUAAAAUUAUUAUAACUCUUAUUUUGAUCUUUAAAUAUUGUUAAUCAUUAUAGGGCGGACCUAAUCGUCCCCUACGUGUUCAAACUAUUGUCAAGUCUAUUAUUGUCGUUCAAUAAGAACGAGUAACUUAAAGUAAUUUUGUCUUAUAAGCAAAAAUGUUUCUUUGUUAAGUGAUUGUAGAAAACCUAAUAUAUUUAAAGAUUUUUGUAUAUAAAAGAUUUACUAAUAAAUAUUUAUUUUUUAUCUACUGCAAAAAUAA